Molecule: messenger RNA, 539 nt
Organism: Aspergillus aculeatus ATCC 16872
Lineage: Eukaryota; Fungi; Ascomycota; Eurotiomycetes; Eurotiales; Aspergillaceae
Exons: 1
Coding region: 263-475 (70 amino acids)
Source: RefSeq, a predicted model, not a curated record
AGUACAGUAUGUGACUCCACAGUGGAGAUAAGUUGAUUCGGACAGACGAUCAUAGGCUAAAUGCAUAUGGAGAAAGAGUCGAUAGUACUGUACACUCACGGUACUAGGCCGUGUUGGGUAGGAGGCCCAGCUGCUCGUCUGCCAGGUGGCAGGUGGCAGGUGGCCCCGUGGAGCACAGUCCUCGGGUUUGUUCUUGUUUUUUUUUCUCUUUUAAAUAGUAUCAUUUUACGGUCGUUUCCCCUUCAAAGUACGGGUCUUCGAGAUGUCUGCCAGUGGUGGGUUGAGGUUCAUUGUCCUGGUGAUACUGGGGAGAGGGGCAAACGAGCAGGGAUUAGAUGACGAUGGCGAUGCUGUGAUGGGUAGGGAAAUGACCCCGAGCACUGGGUUGUCUUUCUCGGUGCUGAUGAUUGGCUUGUGCGGGUUUGAGGGGGUUUCUCUCGGAGAUGCAUGGCCAGAGGGAGAGUUAGGGACCUAGGGUCAGUGGAGAUGGAUUAUAGACAGUCAGCCAGCAAUAACCAGAACGCUUUCACCCCUCCGUG